Drosophila takahashii is the source of this 2495-nucleotide messenger RNA. Its product is annotated as transducin beta-like protein 3. Gene Ontology annotation, biological process: endonucleolytic cleavage in 5'-ETS of tricistronic rRNA transcript (SSU-rRNA, 5.8S rRNA, LSU-rRNA); endonucleolytic cleavage to generate mature 5'-end of SSU-rRNA from (SSU-rRNA, 5.8S rRNA, LSU-rRNA). NCBI's taxonomy places the organism in Eukaryota, Metazoa, Arthropoda, Insecta, Diptera, Drosophilidae. Gene Ontology annotation, molecular function: protein binding; U3 snoRNA binding. Gene Ontology annotation, cellular component: 90S preribosome; small-subunit processome; nucleolus. The record is from RefSeq and is a predicted model, not a curated record.
UUCCGAUCCGCGGCGCACGCGGUUUUUUGUAUUUGUAAACAACUAACAUCAUGCUGGCCAGUAUCAGCGAAAAAAGCUACGCGGCGGAGGCACGCUACACCAACUUCUACGCCGGCGGCGACAUCGCCUGGAGCGCGGAUGGCCAUCAUCUGUACUGCCUGAAUGGAGCCGUUGUAAAUCAGGUGGAUGUGCAGACAUCCCAAAUCCAGCAGAGUUUCGGGGCAGCCGCCUCGUCGGCGGAGAACAAGAGAUCGACCGAGCAGGACAACAUCGAUGUCGAGGAUGACGCCAUCACCUGCUUCGGACUGUCCCAGGAGCACCUGGUCACCGCCCACCGGAGUGGCCUGCUCAGGCUGUGGCAGCUGGCCACCGGCAAGCUGGUCAAGCUGUGGAAGGCCCAGCACAAGGGGCCAGUCAUCCGGGUGGAGUUCAGUCCCUGCGGCAGGCUAAUCUGCACCAGCGGCGGAGCGGACGCCACACUCAGACUGUGGGACUACUCGAACAACAGCUGCCUGGGUGCCCUCAAGGAUUUCUCGGGCCCCGCUUGGCUCCUCGUCUUCCAUCCCAAUGUGCUGCGCAAGGAGAUCUACGCCGGGGGUGCGGACAACACGGUCUACGCCUGGAACUACGAGACCAAGACGCUGCUGCACAAGAUGCGGGGUCACCUCUCGCAGGUUACUGGCCUGAGUUUCAGGAGCAACUCGUCCGACUGCAAUGAGGUGGUGACCGUGAGUCGGGACAAAGUGCUGAUCGUGUGGCAGCUGCAGGAGCAGUUGGAGAGCAGGCAGCUGAAGGUUCUCCCACUGUACGAGGAACUGGAGGGAGUCGUUUACGCCGAUGAGGGACGCCAGAUAAUCGUGGCCAGUGGGUCGGGCAAGUUGCAGCAGGUGGACGCUCAGUCGUGGAAGAUCAGGGACCUUCUCUGCCAGUCCGAUUUCCAAAUCAGCAGACUGCUGCACUGCAGCGAGCUCAAGCAGUUGGCACUGGUCACCACGGAGCAGAAUAUCCUUGUCUAUGACGUCGAGAGUCUGGAGCCCAUUAAGCACCUGGUGGGCUACAACGACGAGAUUCUGGACAUGUGCUUCAUGGGCGACAACGAUCGCUACCUGGCCGUGGCCACCAACAGCAAGCACUUCAAGCUGUACGACACGGAGCACGACAUGAACUGCAAGCUGAUCGUGGGCCACUCGGACACCGUCAUGUCCCUGGCUGCCUCCCAGAAUCUGCUCAUUUCCGUGGGCAAGGACUGCAGCGUGCGGCUGUGGCGGCUGCAGCACGACAAGGACUGCUCGCUCGAGGCUCUGACGCAGCAGGCCAACUGCCACACAUCCACCAUUGGCUGCGUGGCCAUGACGCACAACGGAGCCACCGGCUUUGCGUCCGUCAGCCAGGACGGCAGCAUGAAGGUGUGGCAGCUGGCCAGGUCCAAGGAGGAUCGCAACGCGUACUCCUUCAACCUGCGCUACGCAGCGCUCUCCCACGACAAGGAGGUGAACUGCGUGGCCUAUGCCCCGAACAACAAGCUCAUUGCCACCGCAUCGCAGGACAAGACGGCCAAGGUCUGGCUGGCGGAGUCCAACUCGCUGCAGGGCGUGCUGCGGGGUCACACGCGCGGCGUGUGGAGUGUGCGCUUCUCGCCGGUGGACCAGGUCGUGCUCACCUCGUCCUCGGACUGUACCCUGCGCCUCUGGUCCAUCGGCAACUUUGCGUGCAUUAAACGCUUCGACCAGGAGUGCACCAUCCUCCGAGCCGAGUUCCUGGAUCAUGGCAAGUUCAUCCUUUCCGCCGCUUCGGACGGGCUUCUCAAGCUGUGGAACAUCAAGACCAACACAUGCCUGCAGUCCCUAGACGAGCACAACGAUAGAGUCUGGGCUCUGGCCGUUUCCGGCAGGAGCAAUCGGAUCUUCUACACCGGAGGGGCUGACUCCAAGCUGAUUCGCUUCGGCGAUGUCACGCAGGCAACGCGCAACGAGGCACUGGACCAGCGGCAGGCCACCUUGGAGCAGGAGCAGACACUCCACUCACUGCUGCACGCCCAGAAGCAACUCCACAAGGCCUUCGUGCUGGCCUUGAACCUGAACAAGCCGAAGGCCAGCUUCGACAUUAUCAACCACUUUGUGCGGCAGCGGGAUGAGCCUGGACUGCGCCAACUGGUGGACCAGCUGAACGUCGACCAGCGUGUGGCGCUGCUGCAGCACGUCAAGGCUUGGACCACCAACUCGCGGCACUCGCAGGUGGGCAACCUGAUCCUCAAGCACCUGAUAGGCGAUGCCCUGCAGGAUCCCACGGCGAGAUUCUACAACAAUGGCAACAUGGUCGAGGUACUCACACCCUACGUCCAGCGCCACUUUAAGCGGGUCACCGAACUGAACAAGGAGCUGGCCUUCCUGGAGUUCAUUGUCAAGUGCAUGUAGACCAUAGUUUUUGAUUAGUUUCUACCACGUUGCAGUUUAAAUAGUUGUAGGAAAAUAAAGUGUACAAUUUAAUAUUUUAAA